AUGGAAGGAGAUAGUACAGCCGUGAUAGUUUCAAAUUCAAGCGAUCAAAUAGAAAUUGAACGAGUUCCGAUUGUAGAAAGUCGGGUCUGUCCAUUAUGUUCAUCUGAAAUAAAAUUGUUUUUUAUCAAUUUCAAUGAGAAAUUAUUGAUGUGCGAGAACACAGAAUGUGAAUUUCCAUUUGGCUAUCAACAUCUACAGUUUGUCCAAGUCAACACUGAUAAUGAAAUGAGAUCAAUAAGGGUAUGUCACAACUUCUCAUCACCCUCAACAGUCUCAGCUGUUAGUAUGUCCGAUGUAGACAGGCUGUACAGAGCGUGUGAUACUGAAGAUAAUAUGUCAGACAAUUCAUCAGUAAUUUGUACUAGUAUUCCUUCAACCUCAACAAAACAAACAGACACUCUAAAAGAUAUGGCUCCAUUGAAAAAUAUACACUCUGAACUUGUUAGAAUCAAAAGUCAGAUGAAAAUCAAAAGUUUGACUGAUAAAAAUUUGAUUAGAAAUCUAUACAAACUCCAAGAUGGAUCAGGCAUUCAGCUCUUGAAACCUGAAGAACUUGUUACAUUAAAGAUGAGUGAAGUUUCUUCACGGCCAGAAGUCAAAAUUGAUAUAGACAAGGAUGAGAAUGAUAUUUCUGUUAUUAAGAUUGCACUUGCAAGAACAGAGAUCCCUCAGGAUGGCAAAUAG
Molecule: messenger RNA, 684 nt
Organism: Leptosia nina
Lineage: Eukaryota; Metazoa; Arthropoda; Insecta; Lepidoptera; Pieridae
Source: the annotation of a GenBank genome assembly